Messenger RNA from Knipowitschia caucasica, 489 nucleotides. The record is from the annotation of a GenBank genome assembly. NCBI's taxonomy places the organism in Eukaryota, Metazoa, Chordata, Actinopteri, Gobiiformes, Gobiidae.
AUGGCCAUGAUGAAGGUGGAGGUGAUCUGCCUCGGCCUUCAGUUGGCAAAAAGCCUGAGGCUGCGGCUAAAGCUACUGCUAAAGCUAAGUCUAAACAUCUGGCCGUUAGUGGGAGUCCUUGCCGUGCACGUCGCUCCAGAGCCGCCGCACGCAGUUCCAGUGGUCCACGUCGGUUCAGAGAAAGUUCCUCGUCGGAUGCAGGCUCUUCAGAGCUAUGGGAACCUGAAGCUGACCCAAACAGCAAUGACUCAUCCCCCGAUUCCCCCAGAGCAACCAGCAGAGCAGGUCCAGGAUGAGGACGAGGAGGACAUCGAGGACGAGGAGGACAUUGAGGACAAGGAGGACAUCGAGGACAUUGAGGACAAGGAGGACGAGGAGGACCAAAACGAGGAGAACGAGUUGAUCGUUGCAUUCAUGCUGCAGCCCGGAGGAGCACCCGACCCCAACAUCCUGCAACUGGGCAGCAACCGGCAAAAUGGACAACAUUAA